Linum trigynum is the source of this 1404-nucleotide messenger RNA. The record is from the annotation of a GenBank genome assembly. NCBI's taxonomy places the organism in Eukaryota, Viridiplantae, Streptophyta, Magnoliopsida, Malpighiales, Linaceae.
CAAGCUCAAGCCAAAGCCCGUACAGAAGGAAAAGGCCCAGAAUAUCAUCUCCCUUCCCCUCCAGUGUUCGUGGCUUCUCUGUCAUCUCUCCAGCGACCGCGAUCACAUUUUCCUGGCUAGCGAGGAGGAGAAGAAGAAGAAGAACGAUGAAAGUGGCAUCGCAAAUAGUUCUCCUGUUCAAGGACAAAGAUGGGUUCGCCGCAGCAAUCUCAGAAGGUCUGAAUCCCAACCCUAGCUCGGGAUUCAGAAGACUAGAAGAGUCGCUCGAGCUUCCGCUGGAUGGUUAUGGAGUGAAGGGUCAGAAAGCUUGUGGCGAUUUUGUUCAUUUCGUCGACAAUCAGGGCAAUUAUGAGGUAUCCUUGUUACUUCUGGAGAAGUAUGAGCCGCCAAUCUUGGCCUGCGCCCUGAACGAAGUUCUAGCAAACAUAACCAAGGGAGCAUCUGCAUCUCUACCCACAUUUAUUGUUCCAUUCACUGGAGCAUCGAAGCUAAAGUGGGAGCUGAAAGCCCUUCCUCCAAACAAAGGUCAGGUUAAGCUCUACAGCAUUCAAAUUGGUCCCGGAACCGGUUCAUCAAAGAAGAUCACCAGCAGAACAGAAAUGGCGCCAGCGUCUUUCCACAUCCAGUACGAGCCUUUGGCCUGCUUCAUUCACCUGGCUCGCGUGUUGAAACUUCCCACUUCUGUUGUCUUUGGCCACCAAGCUUCUGAGGAUGAACUUCAGGCACUCUACCAGAUUGGGGAUCUAUUGGCAAACAGCACAGGGUUGUGUUUCUUGAAGGAGAAGAUUUCUUGGAAUCCAAUGGAGAUGUCGAAAGAUAGCAAGGAGCCUUGGCGUGCACUCUAUGGUUGAAUCUGAACCAUAUGUUUUUGCACAUUGGCUUUCAUGGUAGUUAAUCUAGAUGAUAUAUACAAAGACGAGAACGCUAAAGAACUGCAGUGAGGAUUCUUCAUAAUGAGUGACAUGUAUGCAUCAAUCUAUCUGAACGUCUUAUGGCUCGAGGUGUUAAUGUUGGGAUUUGCAAUUUUGAUCUCUGGGAUCUGCAAGAGGAAGUUAGAAUAUGCUCUUCAUCUCUGAUUGCGUGAUGUCACAUUGAAAUGCAUCAUUUUAAUCCUCACCGGACCAGAUUCCAAUUUCCAGCUUCUGUCCCCGUUUUCGUUCUAACUUGUGGCGGUCACUAAUCACUAUACUACCUUCUUUCGUUUGCAUUCUUUUGGUUAAUUGAGUCGAUGGGUGGAUUAUAGUUGUUUUCCUCCAUUCUUUUUAUUUUUGGUUAUUAACCUCAUGAGGAACAGAUUGAGAUUACGAUUCAAGCAUCGCAACUUCUCCUACCAAGGGUUAGAGUUGUCCUUAUUGAUCAGGUUGGGGCACAAAAUAAUCUCCAAAACAAACCUCCACUAAAUCA